AUUCCUAACCCAAAAUUCUUCCCUCCUCCAACUCCCCCGCUCCUCCAAAAUAUACAUACAUACAUACAUAUAUAUAUAUAUCAGAGCCAGAGGUCGUCCCUUACCAUUUGGAUCGAUUUCUCUUGAUUCUUGAUCUUCUUCUUUAAUCCAGUUUAUACUUUUCUUCAUUUGAUCGAAAUUAAAAAUAAAAAAUAAAAAUGCUCGAUUUUGCCGUCCAUCCUGCUCAAGAACCGCCGCCAUUCUCGCCGGAGAGCCGAGGCGGCGGCGGCGGAGGCGCCGGAAGUAGCAGCGACGAUACCGACGAAAGUUCUGAUAGCUCCUUCCGAUACGAUUUCCAAGAUCUCUGUAUAAAAAUCUCCCACGCGCCGCCGCCGAUUUCCCCCUCCCCGUCGCCGUCGCCGCCGUGCAAAGCCCUGGCUGUCCUCUCCGGCCACGUCGGCUCCGUCUCCUCCCUCGCCCUCUGCGGCGAGUUCAUCCUCAGCGCCUCCCAAGGUAAGGACAUCAUCGUAUGGCAGCAGCCGGAUCUCCGGCAGUUCGCGAAAUUCGGAAACGGCGGCGGCGCCGUCAAGGCGAUCGCCACCGCCGGCAACCACGUGUUCACCGGCCACCAGGACAGCCGCGUCCGCGCCUGGAAACUUUCUAGAAGCUCCGAGAAUGUCUUCCGCCUCGUCGACACUCUCCCCACCACAAAAGAUUACCUCGGACGCUUCAUUAACCAGAGCAAUUACGUCCAGACGCGCCGCCACCAUCGCCGCCUCUGGAUCGAGCACGCCGACGCCAUCUCCGCCCUCGCCGUCGCCGGCGGCCUCAUCUACUCCGCCUCCUGGGACAAAACCCUCAAAAUCUGGCGCGCCUCCGAUUUCAAGUGCCUCGAAUCGAUCAAAGCCCACGACGACGCCAUCAACGCCGUCGCCGCCGUGGGAGGCAUCGUCUACACCGCCUCCGCCGAUGGCACCGUCAAGGCCUGGGCGAAGGACAGUCUCUCCGGCGGGGGCAAAAAGGGGAAAUCACAUUUGCUCCGCGGCGUUUUGGAAGGUCACAAAGACAUUUCAUUAAAUUCCGUCGUCGUCUCCGACGACGGCCGGAGCGUCUACGCAGGCGGCUCCGACGGCUACGUGAAGGGCUGGUCCGUCAAUAAAGAAUUCGACCGUUGGAGCGCCGUUUGCGAGUUCCGGGCCCAUCCGAUGGCGGUGCUGUGUAUGUGUUUGAUGGGGGAGUUUUUGUGCACCGGCUCCGCCGACAAGACCAUCCGCGUGUGGCGGCGAGGGGCGGCGCCGCCGGGGAAGAAUGGACUGUACAAGCAUGUGAUUAUCAAAGGGCACGGCGGGCCGGUGAAGUGUCUGCAGGCGUCGCCGGUGAGGGUGGGCGGCGGAUUCAUGUUGUACAGUGGGAGUUUGGAUCGGAGCCUUAGAGUAUGGUGGGUUCCGAAUUCGUGUCACGGCGCCGGAGAAGGAUCGCCGGCGGAAGCCAAAAAUGGCAAAUUGUUGUUUGAUAAUGAUAAAAAGAAUGAUUCUUUGCUGGCUCUAUAGUGAUUGUGUUUUUAGGCUUUUUUUUUGGUUAUAUAUAUAUAGAUGGAUUCAUUCUUUUUAGAAUUUGGAAAAAAUAAAUUCGAUUUGGUGUGUAUGUGUUUUUGUGUCUUUAUAGAGGAUGGAAAGGAAAGGAUUGUUGUUGUGUUUCACAGAGAAGUCGAUUUUAUUUUAUGUUUUCUUGAGAA
Molecule: messenger RNA, 1714 nt
Organism: Andrographis paniculata
Lineage: Eukaryota; Viridiplantae; Streptophyta; Magnoliopsida; Lamiales; Acanthaceae
Product: protein JINGUBANG
Exons: 1
Coding region: 198-1529 (443 amino acids)
Molecular function (GO): protein binding
Source: RefSeq, a predicted model, not a curated record